AUGAAAAAAGAAUGUAUGCGUCACUUUCGAAACUGUUCAAGUUUUGCGGCUACAUAUAUAUCUGAACAAAUAAAUGAGUUGCUUGAUAAAGCUGAAAAAAAUGAAGCAAAAUCUAAUAAGCCAAUAAAGAAACGGUUACGUAUUAUAUUAGAUGAUUUAUCUAGUGAUGAGGA
Funneliformis mosseae is the source of this 173-nucleotide messenger RNA. Lineage: Eukaryota; Fungi; Glomeromycota; Glomeromycetes; Glomerales; Glomeraceae. The record is from the annotation of a GenBank genome assembly.